Musa acuminata AAA Group (dessert banana) is the source of this 796-nucleotide messenger RNA. RefSeq names its product glycine-rich RNA-binding protein 10-like. Gene Ontology annotation, molecular function: RNA binding. The record is from RefSeq and is a predicted model, not a curated record. Lineage: Eukaryota; Viridiplantae; Streptophyta; Magnoliopsida; Zingiberales; Musaceae. The coding region runs from base 100 to 600 and encodes 166 amino acids. The transcript is spliced from 2 exons. Gene Ontology annotation, cellular component: nucleus.
GUGCCCUGGGGUUUCUCGUGCUCCUACAGAGGUGGGUUGGUGUUACCUCCCCCUCUUCCGCCGUCCUUUCCUGUUCAGGGUUCCGUUCCGAUCCUUUCCAUGGCGGCUUCCGACGUCGAGUUCCGCUGCUUCGUAGGCGGGCUCGCCUGGGCUACCGACGACGCCUCCCUUGAGCGGGCUUUCAGCACCUACGGCGACAUCGUCGAGUCUAAGAUCAUCAACGACCGAGAGACGGGGAGGUCGAGGGGCUUCGGGUUCGUCACCUUCCGCGACGAGCAGUCGAUGAGGGACGCCAUCAAGGGGAUGAACGGCCAGACCCUUGACGGCCGGAACAUCACAGUAAACGAGGCCCAGAACCGACGGAGCGAUGGUGGAUUCCGCAGCGGAGGUGGUGGGUACGGCGGCGGCGGAGGCUUUCGCAGCGGAGGCGGUGGGUACGGCGGCGGCGGAGGUUUUCGCAGCGGCGGCGGCGGCGGCGGGUACGGCGGCGGCGGCGGCGGGUACGGCGGCGGCGGCGGCGGUCGCCGUGACGGAGGCGGUGGGUACGGCCGCGACCGCGGGUACGGCGGUGGAUCGUCGGAUGGGUACUGGAGGAGCUAAGGCGGUCGUUCGCUUGCCGCGAUCGGAGGGCUGGGCUUCGUAGUUAUCUGCUGCUUUGGUUAUCUUUAAGUUUGGACUUGUCUGUUGUCUGGCGUCAUUUUGGGUCUUGCAGUAUUAGUAGACUGAUGUGUGGUUUGGCAGUCGUAUGAGUGGGUGUUAUUAUCAAAGAAUAGAAAAGAAAAGACUUUUAAAAUAA